AUGUUCGCCUCGUCGUACUCGCCCCUCGCCGCCUACCAGGAGCAGAUCGAGUACGCCGUCUACCUCGCCGCCCAGCAGCAGGAGGAGACAGCCCACCGCCGUCGACUUCACCAGCAACGUCAGGCCGAGAUGGCGUACUUCGCUGCUGCGGUCGAGCAGGAACGCCGUCGACAGCGCCGUCUCGCCAUCGAACGCCUCGUCGCCGCUCAGGAGGCCGAACGUCGUCGUCGCCUGCAGGAACAGCAGGCGCAGCAGCGAGCUAUCGAGGAGGCGCUCGCUUACCGCGCCGCACUCGCCGCCGAAGUCGCCCGUCGCCGCGCCGCCAUCGAGGCUGCGCAGCGUGCCGCUAACAUUGCGAGGGAGCAACAGCGCCGUCGUCAGGAAUUCGAGCUGGAGCAGCGUCGCAGGGUGGUCGAGGCAAGACGCGCGAGGCAGCGGCAGGCGCCGCUCUCUCAGGCUCUCUUCGAGGUCUUGAUCGAGUUGGCCAUUCCCGCUCUCGAAGGUGAGGCGGACAAGGCUUCACAGUCUGUCGACAACACGCCUUCGGUCCCGACUCCCGCACCCCGUUCUGCCGACGAGUUCGCUCCCACCGUCGCCGUCCCUCAGCCCGCCUCCGAACCGGUUCCUUCGCCAUCCUCGUCCGCGCGUGCGCCCGCGCCUGAGGAGCCCACGCCUGCCGAGCCAGUCGACGCAAAUGCGGCAGCGCCUGCUGCCGAGGGGCCGACCGAAAACACCUCUGCCGCCGACCGCCAGUCCGCCCUCGACUCGAUCUCCGCCCUUCGCGCCGACCUCGAGUCGCACCAGACGGCUUUCACCUCUCCCUCGGUCUUGACCUUCCAGUCCACCACCCCCGCCGACUCGACUCCCUCGACCCCUCCCCUCUCUUACGGCAAGUCCAACACGGCCUUCCUCGCAUACGAAGACUACCUCGUCUCGCUCCUGAGCAAGAUCGACGCGAUCGAAUCGCAUGGCGAUGAGGCAGUCAAGCAGGCGCGGAAGGAGCUUGUCAGGCGCGUUGAGAAGGAGUUGGACAGGUUGGACGAGCUGAAGGAUGCGGAGUGGGAGAGGCAGAGCCAGAGGAGCUCGGCGACGGGGUCGUCUGCGCACUCGGAUGAUGAGGACGAGGCUGCUCAGCCGAAAGCUUCGCCUGAGGCCGCCGAACAGACUGUCACACCCGCUAUUGACGCCGCUGUCGAGUCCGCCGUCGACGUCGCUGCCGAACCCGCGCCCUCCGAGUCGACUCCUCCAUCGACUGAACCUCCCUCCGAGCCGACCUCGACGUCUGAGCCUACCGAACCUGCGACGACCACUUCUCCCGCUUUCUCCGAAACCGACAUCGUCCGCUCGUCCGCCGCUUCCGACUCCCCCGCUCCCGCCUCGACGCGCCCGUCUUCCCCUCGCCCUCGUUCGCCUACCAUCACCGCCUUCGCCGGCGUCGCCCUUCCCUCUAUCUUCCACGCUCCCGCACCUUCGCCUUCGACGUCGCCUGCGAAUGAGGAGACGCUGGUGAGCAAGACGGGCGAGGGCGCCAAGACGGACAAGGAGGAGAAGGAUGUCGUCGACGAGGUGCUCCAGCAGGCUGAGGCGGUCGACCCGGCGCCCGCUCCGCUCGAUGACGAGGAACGUCCCGCUACGAAGGAGGAGAAGGAGGAGAAGGCGGACGCAGCGGCGAGCGAGGCAGACACGGAGGAGUUCGUCGUUGUCUAG
Molecule: messenger RNA, 1707 nt
Organism: Rhodotorula toruloides NP11
Lineage: Eukaryota; Fungi; Basidiomycota; Microbotryomycetes; Sporidiobolales; Sporidiobolaceae
Product: bcl-2 associated athanogene 3-like protein
Exons: 2
Coding region: 1-1707 (568 amino acids)
Molecular function (GO): protein-folding chaperone binding
Source: RefSeq, a predicted model, not a curated record